Olea europaea var. sylvestris is the source of this 1704-nucleotide messenger RNA. RefSeq names its product 39S ribosomal protein L46, mitochondrial-like. NCBI's taxonomy places the organism in Eukaryota, Viridiplantae, Streptophyta, Magnoliopsida, Lamiales, Oleaceae. Gene Ontology annotation, cellular component: mitochondrial large ribosomal subunit. The coding region runs from base 525 to 1241 and encodes 238 amino acids. Gene Ontology annotation, molecular function: structural constituent of ribosome. The record is from RefSeq and is a predicted model, not a curated record. The transcript is spliced from 8 exons.
GCCCAAUUGAAGGGGCGCGGGGGACCCCAAAUGCCAAUACUGCAGUAGGCGAAUACGCUAGAACCAGCAACUGCCGAAAUUACCAAUUCUUCAUCUACCCAGGGUUUAUUCUUGGGCUUUGAAUUCUUCAAGUAUAUCUGGACAUUUUUAUGACCUAUGCUUUGUCUAAACGAGUGUUUAGAAAGUUGAAGGUAUUAAUUGUAUCAAUCUCUGCUCUUGAUUUAAAUGAAGUAUUCCAAUCAUCAAUCUCUGAUCUUGGUUUAAAUGAGGAAUUCCUAUCAGUAUAGCUUAUAUACAGAUAUACCAUUGCGGCCUGCAGGAGUUGGAAUUAUGGAUAUAUAAUUCAACAUUUCAGACCAAUAUUCAUCAAAACGCAGGAGUUAGAACUUCAUAACAUUUUUGUGACAGUAAAUUAUUGAAGAGGGGGGCAACUAUUACCGGCCUUUGAUUCCUAUUCGGACUAUAGCCAACAUAAAUUCUGACCCAUACAAUUGUCAUUACCUGUUGCAGUUAGGUUGUAGAAAAUGCGAAGACCAACAUUGUAUCUGAGGCUGGCUCAGUCUCUGGUAACAGAGCGAGGGUUUUGCACUUCUGCAUCGAAGAAUAGCAAUUAUAAGAUCAUAGCUUCAGUAGUAUUUGAGAGACUCCCUGUCGUCAUCCCCAAAAUCGACCCUGCUGUUUAUGCUUUUCAAGAGUUCUCGUUUCGAUGGAGGCAGCAAUAUCGGCGGGAAUACCCAGAAGCUUUCUUGAAAAAAUCUGAUUCCAGGGGAAAAGGUGAUUAUCAAAUUGAGUUUGAACCAGCUCCUCGGAUCACUGAGGCAGACAAAUCUAACAAUAAAAGGUCAUUACAAAGAGCACUAGACCGAAGGUUGUAUCUUCUCCUUUAUGGCCCAACAUUUGGUUCUCCUAGUGGCAAAAGUGUCUGGCAUUUCCCAGAGAAAGUUUAUGCAUCUGAAAAGACUCUGCGCGAGUGUGCAGAGUCUGCAUUAAAAUCUGUGAUUGGAGAUCUUUCUCACACUUAUUUUGUUGGCAAUGCUCCAAUGGGCCAUAUAGCAAUACAGCCUGCGGAAGCUGACCAGGGUAUAAAUUCUUUCAAGCGCUUCUUUUUCAAGUCUCAAGUGAUCGCUACCAACAAGUUUAAUGUUAAAGAGUGCGAAGAUUUUGUCUGGGUCACAAAAGAUGAACUAUUGAAGCAUUUCCCCGGGCAAGCUGAAUUCCUGAACAAAAUGAUCAUCAGCUGAUAUUUCUUGUCCUUUCUAUUAUUUAGAUGCUUGGAAUAAAUUUCAUGAAAAUCUGUUGUCGGCUCAUUGGAUCUGCCCAUGUUUCCCAAAGCACCAUCUUGUAUCCCUGUGAAUCUGAUGAAUUUUGACACUUCAAAGAAAUUGUUCGAAGUUGACUCUACGAUGAUCAGGCUGCGAGUGGUUUGCAAUUGCAUUUAUUUUUACCAAGUCCUAUUAGAGAGCAUUUGAUGGAAAGUAGGGAAUUUUGGUCACCCUACCAUUUUUCCUGCCCCCCUUUCUGAAACCUGUCUGUGGUGUUCUUGUGUUUACAUUUUGUUGAAAAUCUUUAAUUUAUGCACGGCAGAUAGAUACCAUAUAUAUUGUUGAAGAAGUUUUGGUUAUAAUGUAUUUGUUGCAGCUGGUAAUAGCCACCAGAUAGCUUGAUCUAAGGAAUACAAGUUCUGUAGCAAAGGGAUUGAAGGCA